Molecule: messenger RNA, 2292 nt
Organism: Kickxella alabastrina
Lineage: Eukaryota; Fungi; Kickxellomycota; Kickxellomycetes; Kickxellales; Kickxellaceae
Product: Alpha/Beta hydrolase protein
Exons: 1
Coding region: 1-2292 (763 amino acids)
Biological process (GO): proteolysis
Molecular function (GO): serine-type endopeptidase activity
Source: RefSeq, a predicted model, not a curated record
AUGGCCAGCAGAGACAUCUUCGCAGCCGACAGCAGCAGCAGCAGCAGCAGCAGCAGCAGCAGCAGCAGCAGCAGCGCCAGCAAGGAAAUUCCAGUCGACGAAUUUGGCGCAGCCGUGCGCGCCGCAUUCGAGGAGGCGUACGCCAGGCCCAGCGUCGCGGCAGGCGUGGUGCGGCGCACAGCGCAGGCGGGCGUGGUCAGCGCCAGCAUCACGACGUGGCAGCGCGACUUCACCGGCGCGCGCAAGCGGCGGGUGGCGCAGACGCUGGUGCUGGGCAUCGGCGGCGGGCACGCGGCCGAGCUGGCGGCUGGCGCGGCGGCCGACGUCAGCAGCGAGGUGCAGGCGCUGGAGUCGCCGACCGACGCAGCGCUGCGCGCCGUGCUGCGUGGCGACAAGGGCGCGCGCACAGUCGAGGUCUGGCGCGGCGGCGUGUUGCAGCGCAGCUUCGACGUGGCGGCGGCGCACGGCGACUUUUACGGCGACGCGACGUUCGGCAGCCUGGCGUGGAGCAACGACAACAGCGUGGUGGUGUACGCGGCCGAGCCGCCCGCGCAGCCCGCGCACGGCGCCGACAUGGCGGCCUCGCUCGACGCCAGCCCGUUUGCGCUCGACGGCGACUGGGGCGAAACGUUCGGCGGAAAGCGGCCGCCGGUGCUGGUGGCGCUGCGCGUGGCCGACGGCGCCGUGCGCGUGCUGCAGACGCCGCGCGGCGUGUCGCCGGGCCAGGCGCUGUUCCUGCCGGGCGCGGCGCACCGCAUCGCGUUCGUCGGCUACGAGCACGGCGCGCGCAAGCCGGGGCUGGUGUACUGCCAGAACCGCCCGGCCGCGCUCUUUGUCGGCGCGCUGGCCGGCGGCUUUGAGCGCGUGCACAGCGGCGCCGUGCGGUCGCCGCGCCUGGCGCCGUCGGGCCGCACGCUGGUGUUCCUCGAGACCGGCGCCGGCGGCCCGCACGCGGCGGCGUCGGCGCUGAGGCAGUGCGACCUGGCCACCGGCGCCGUGCAGACGCUGGUGCCGGUGGUGGCGCGCGCGCAGCCGGGCCCGCAGACGCUGGGCGGCACGCGCGUGCCCGGCGGCUUUCCGGGGCUGUACGCCGACCAGCUGCCGCGCUCGCCAUGGCUGCGCGUGGCCAACGCCGCCGACCGCGACGUGCUUGCGCUGUCGUCGACCUGGCGCAGCACCAGCGCUGUGCUGACGCUGGACCUGCACGCGCGCCGCCUCGCGCGCCACUCGCCGGUCGACGGCGCGGCGGCCGUGGCCGCAGACGUGCUGGGCUGCGCCGGCGACCUGGUUGCGGCCACGCGCUCGACGCCGGCCGCCACCGCGCUGGCCGUGGGCGAGGCCGCGCUGGGCGCCGACGGCGACGUCGAGAUAGCGUGGCACGCCGCGCGCAGCGAGGGCGCUGGGAACGUGACCUGGAGCGUUGAGCCGAUUGGGCCGGCUGCGUGCGCUGGCCACACUGGCUGGCCCGGCUUUGCCGAGUCGAUCCUGGUGCUGCCUGCAGCGCCCGCGCCGGCCACGCGCUUCUUCUGGCCGGCCGGCGCCGCCGGGCCGCCGCCGCUGGUCGUCAUGCCGCACGGCGGGCCGCACACAGCACACACGCUGGCGUACGGCGCGCAGGUGGCGGCGCUCGUGCGGCUGGGGGUCGGCGUGUUGCUGGUCAACUUCACCGGCUCGCUGGGCUUUGGCCAGGACGCCGUGGCCGCGCAGAUCGGCCGCAUCGACUCGCUGGCGCUGGCCGAGAUCCAGGCCGCCGCGCAGGCCGUGCACGCCGCCGGCCGCGGCGACGCGCGCCGCACCGUGUACAUGGGCGGGUCGUACGCCGGGUACACUGGCGCGCUGCUGGCUGCGCGCGCGCCGGGCUUCUACCGCGGCUUUGUGCUGCGCAACCCGGUGGUCGCCAUGGCCGCCAACGCCGUGACGUCCGACAUCGCCGACUGGUGCUGGGCCGAGCUGGGGCUGGCCUACGACUUCCAAGCGCCGCCGCUGCUGACGCCGCCGGUCUACGAGCAAAUGUGGGCCGCGUCGCCUGCCGCCGAGGCCGACGCCGUGCGCGACCCGGUGCUGCUGCUGCUGGGCGCCAACGACCGUCGCGUGCCGCCGCAGCAGUCGUUCGAGUACUACGCGCGCCUCAAGGCCGCCGGCAAGCGCGUGCACUGCCGCGUCUACCCGGGCGUCGGCCACCCGCUGGACUCGGUCGAGGCCGAGCGUGACGGCUUCGACGCGAUUGCGCGCUUCUGCAGGGCCAGCCUGGCUGGGGAAGACGAAGCAAAGCAAAGCAAAGCAAAUGAAUGA